Messenger RNA from Caenorhabditis angaria, 1002 nucleotides. The record is from the annotation of a GenBank genome assembly. NCBI's taxonomy places the organism in Eukaryota, Metazoa, Nematoda, Chromadorea, Rhabditida, Rhabditidae.
AUGGAAUCAGAAAAAGAUUUCUUCGAAGAUUUUCCAGUUGAUGAUAUGCGUUUUAUUUGGGAAAAAGUAAGUUGUUUUAAGUAUUGAAUUUUUAAGAAAUCAAUUUUUUUCAGCUUGAAUAUGACGAUGCUCGAAAUCUUGCAGACACUUGCUCAGCACUCAGAGAAUCCUAUUUCCAAAACCGAAUUUAUAUCCAAAAACCACAAAAGUUUGUUAUGCGAAUUGUACAUCGAUUAUAUAAGGGACGUGAUUAUGUGAGUAUAAUGCAAUUUUUGGUGCGAAACGGAACUACACGGCAUGCUGAUUAUCCAGAUAUUCAUUGCAAGAAUAUGAAUCGAAUUUUUGACACAUUGCUAAGUAUGACACGGAAAAAGGAAUUGACACGAAUUUUGUUGGAAACAAACAAUUUAGAACAUACAUUCAGCGCUUUCUAUUUAUGGGCUCCUGGUAUUCCAUGUGAUAUUAUAUCUGGAACAUUGAAACACCGUCUUUUUUUUACAAAUGCGACAAGUUUGGAGCUUCGAGUGAAGAUAUUCACUUUUAAAGUUAAAAAUAUGCUCAGAUGCUCAACACUUGAACGAUUGAAGUUUAGCUUACAUUUUCGGUUUCUUGAACAGCGUUAUAUUAUUCCAAAUGUAAGUUGAUAUCCUUUAUGUUCUCAAAAAACCUCUCUAAUAAUUUUUAUUUCAGAAGGAUCCGGAAAUUUUGAAAAACCUAGAAAUCUCCGUAUAUUUUGAUGACGUCAUCAACAAACCAGGUUUUGUUCCAAAUGAGAAAAAGUGAGUUGAAGCCUAAGAAGCCCAAGAAGCCCAAGAAGCCUUAAAAGCCUUAUUUGAUUUCAGAAUCGAGUUGUGCCAAACAAAAAUGGGAUAUUUAUCGAAAUACUUUUCAUUUUCUCAAUCUGGAUAUUUUGUGAUUAUCAAAACUGACGAUUUUCAAAACGUCCGUCUUUCUUUGGACUGCAAUAUUUCCGAUUCGUUUUUGAUGGAUCUUUGGUGUUGA